Molecule: messenger RNA, 1268 nt
Organism: Salvelinus sp. IW2-2015
Lineage: Eukaryota; Metazoa; Chordata; Actinopteri; Salmoniformes; Salmonidae
Product: ubiquitin-conjugating enzyme E2 L3
Source: RefSeq, a predicted model, not a curated record
GAGAGUGAGUGGACUAUUUGGAUAUCGCUGUGUAUUCUGGGUACAGACAGUAAUUCCACGAUGGCGGCGAGCAGGAGGCUGCACAAGGAACUUGAUGAAAUCCGCAAGUCUGGAAUGAAAAAUUUCCGUAACAUUCAAGUGGAUGAAACAAAUAUUUUGACUUGGCAAGGCCUCAUUGUUCCAGACAACCCUCCAUACGAUAAAGGUGCGUUCAGGAUCGAGAUAAUCUUCCCUGCGGAGUACCCCUUCAAGCCCCCCAAGAUCACGUUCAAGACGAAGAUCUACCACCCCAACAUCGACGAGAAGGGACAGGUGUGUCUGCCUGUGAUCAGCGCAGAGAAUUGGAAACCAGCCACUAAAACUGACCAAGUGAUCCAGUCCCUGAUCGCGCUGGUCAACGACCCCCAGCCAGAGCAUCCUCUCAGGGCAGACCUAGCAGAGGAAUACUCUAAGGACCGUAAAAAAUUCUUUAAGAACGCAGAAGAGUUUACAAAGAAACAUGGAGAAAAACGACCUAUGGACUGAGAACGCAAACGUGUGACUCCCUCUUCCCUUUCCUCCCUCCCCCCGGGAUCCUCUCUCAACUCCUCCCUCUCUCCCCCCUUCCAAGACCACCUAUACCCCCUCUGUUCUUACCCCAUCUCCUGAAAAUGGCCCCCACACACGUACACACAUCCUUCUAGCCCCCCCCCUCCUCCUGGGGCGGUAUAUCUCGGCUCCACUUUGCCCUGGCAACAGGACUUUGUCGUGAAUCAGGCUCGUCGGUCACCUCUGGGUGUUAGCUUGUGGCUGUUACUAACUUUCUACUGAUUUCUUAAAUUAAAUUAUAAAAGUGCCGGAUUUGGGCCAGAGAGAGCAACCUGUAACAGGGAGAGGAAACAAAUAUGUGGGUAAAAUGUUGUUCUGCUCAUGAUUUGUUCACAGAAGUGUAUUGAUUGCUGGAGCAGACCUGUAUAAAGAUUGUAGACUGUUUUGAAAGCUAUUUGCUAAAUGCUCAACUUGUGGUCUGUUUGCUAACCCUUUUCCUCUCACUCCUUCCCCUCACUAAAAUAUGUAACAUAAAAAAACAACCCCAAAAGCAACUAAAUGAUAAACAUUUAAAGCAUCCAGGUUCAGGUGUGUGACAAAAUGUUUAUUUUAUAUUUCUUUUUAUUGUUUUGCUGAAGUUGCACUUUGCUCUGUGGAACUAGUUUUUAAGUUCACCAUAAAACGUCAGUUUGUCACCAAUACGAUGUUCCAGAUGUUAUAAAAAGGAGAAGAAAGAUGUG